Molecule: messenger RNA, 3700 nt
Organism: Ananas comosus (pineapple)
Lineage: Eukaryota; Viridiplantae; Streptophyta; Magnoliopsida; Poales; Bromeliaceae
Exons: 7
Coding region: 275-3520 (1081 amino acids)
Biological process (GO): meristem maintenance; meristem development
Source: RefSeq, a predicted model, not a curated record
AAUGAACCACAGGGGUGUUUUUGCAAAAAGUGAUACCUAUCCAGCUAUCCAAUUGCUUGGCCCGAUCCAAGAGUUCGCCGCCGACUUUGCACGCUAACGGGGAUUAAAACGGCGGUGGUUUUCGUUCCCGAAUACAUCUUUGAUCGAAAACGUCGCCGUAUUUCUCUUUACUCCUGUCUCCCCACUCCCCCUCGCUCUAUUUCCCGCGCGCGCGUGCUCUCUCUCUCUCUCUCUCUCUCUCUCUCUCUCUACAACGGCGACACUCGACAACGCCAUGGAGGAGAAAGUGGCCCGUGCCGCUCCCCCCCACCAGAUGACACAACCUCCAGAUCCCGGACCUAUUGAUAAAUCAGUUCUGGUAGAGCAAGAGCAUCAUAAAUCUGAGGCAAUCUUUACUGGCAGAGGCUAUAAGCCUGUUCGAUUUAUAGAGCACGGCACAAGACUUAACCAGUGGGAGGUGAAGCAUGAAGGAAUGCUUGCACUAUUAAAAAGAGCGGGGUUUUACCACCUCUCCUGCUUGAAGCGGGUCCAAUUAGACCAUGCUUUACUGAACGCUUUGGUCGAGAGGUGGCGGCGUGAGACACAAACAUUCCAUUUGCGGUACGGAGAGAUCACAAUCUUGUUAAAAGACGUGGCAAUCCUAUCUGGCCUUCGCGUGGACGGGAGCCCUGUCACAGGCCCUGCAGAUUGUCGAUGGGAUGAACUGUGCUUAGAGCUUCUAGGGCAGCGGCCAGCAAAGGUUAAAGGUGGUGCAGUUAGUAUUGCCUGGUUUUAUGAGACAUUUCAUAAAAUACCUGAUGGAGCUGGCAAACAACAGAUAGAGUAUGCCACACGAGCAUAUAUUUUGUAUCAACUCGGAUGUAGCUUGUUUCCUGAUCCUAGCGGGACCCGUGUUCACUUGAGGUAUUUGCCAUUACUUCGUGACUUCGAUUUAUGUGGGGAGAUAGCUUGGGGAGCUGCUGCACUCUCCCAUUUAUAUAGAGAGCUGGGGAAGGCCAGCAUGAAGGGGAAGACAAAUUGUUGCGCCUUUCUCACUCUCCUUCAGAUAUGGGCAUGGGAGCAUAUUCGUAUAGGAAGGCCUGAUCGAUUGGAGGUCAAAGCUCUGCUCCAUGAUAGACCCCUCGGAUGCAGGUGGAAUGUCCCAUUCAAGAGCCGUGAAAAUGUGCGAUCAAUUGACACCGAAUUUUAUAGGCAUGGACUUGAUACAAUCUUAGACUCUCAGAUCACAUGGGACCCAUACAACUCAUACUUGAUGGCAGUACUGCCACCUUUCUGCACUGCCGGAUCAGCUGUGUGGCUCUCUAGGGUUCCGUUAAUCUGUUUCCAGGUUGUGGAAAUGCACGUGCCGGAUCGUGUUCUAUUACAGUUUGGAAUGAUCCAGCAUAUCCCUGACCCAGUUGAGGUAGUUGAGCGAGUCACAAUGCAGGGCCGAUCUGUUGAGGACUGGUCCACUUACCAUAGUAAAUACAUUAGGCGGUGGGCAGAUAGGCUAUCCACUGUUGUCGGACAGAGAGAAACGGUGGAUCCAGAUCCUACUCGAGCAAGAAACCAUUACUUUGAGUGGUAUUGGAAUAUUACACGCAGAUGGAUCUCAACCCCGGUUGAGCGGCCAACCAUCUCCUUUCAAUCGCUAGGGCAGAGUGAGAAAGCAUUGGUGGAUUUGGUUAUGACUGUACAAAGACAGAUUAGAAGGUUGUUAUCGGGAGAGGUGGAGAGAAAGAGGCUCAAGGAGAACCUCGCAGAGAUAGAUGCUUACAUCAGCACUGAGCUGGAGAAAGCGAAGCCUUCUACCUCUGAGGUUGGUCACUCUCACAGUAGGCAAAAGCAAAAAAUUCGGGCUUCGUCGCCAAGGUACCUUACACCACCGACAGCUAUUCCACUUGCCAUAGAAGCCGGAAUAGCAACCAGAUUCAUAGAAUCUGUUCAGCAUUCUCCAGUUAUGCAGGCCCUUCCUAUUAAGGCUGAUCCUGAUAGUGAGGAUAAUAAUCAUGAAGAGGGCAAUACUAUAAUGGAAUUGGAUCAGACGAGGAGUAUUGAGCCUGUGGGGAUACAACUACAGGAGGAGGCCAUUGAUUCAUCUAGUAAGGAAGCAAAUGAGGAAAAUGGAAAAGUGAAGGAGAAUGUUAAUGAACCUAUGGAGAAGAUUAAUGUGCGGGAGACUGCUAACGAAACAAUAGAGAAUGAUGAACAGAUGGAAACCAUUGGUGCAGCGAUCGAGGGUAAUAAAGUGCAAGACAAUCCUGAUAUAGUUAUGGAGGAUGAUGAAGUUAGAAAGAGUAUUAGUACAAAUAUGCAGAGUGCUAAAGGGUUGGAAACCAUUGAUGAACCAGUAAAGGUGGAUAAAAUGCUGGAGACUUUAGCUGUAACUAUUAAAGAUGGUAAAGUAAAGACUCUGGAUUCACCUAUGAGGACUGGUGAAGUGAAAGAGGGGGUUGACGAAUCUAUCGGGGAUGAUAAAAUGCAUGAGACUGUUAAUGCACCCAUGGAGAAUGACGAAAAAUACAAGGUUGUUGGUGAAUCUAUCGAGGAUGGUAACGUGCACGAGACUAUUCAUGCAUCCACAGAAGAGGAUAGAGUCCAAGACAUUCACGAUGAACUUAUGAAUGAUGAAAAGAGCGAGACAAUCGAAGCACACACGGAGCAUGUAGAAGAGCAAGAACGGGUUGAUGAACCCAUGGAGAGUUCUCAACUUCGAGAGGAGCAAGAAAGGGUUGACGAACUGGUGGAGAGUUCUAAAGUUCGAGAAGAGCACGGAAGGUUUGACAAACCCAUGGAGACUUCUAGCGUUUCAGAGGAUGCCAAAGCACCAACCGAGAAUGCUAAUAUUAGUGAGAAAGUUGGUGCGCCCAUGCAGAAUGAUGAAAUCCAAGAGGCUCAUGAUGGACUUAUGAAGGAUGAUGAAGUGCACAAGACUGUUGAAGCACGUACCAAGUGUGUGGAAGAACAAGAAAAGGUUGAUGAACCCAUGGAGCGCUGUAGAGUGCAAGAUAAUGUCGAAGCACCUGCAAAGAAUGCUAAAAUUGAGGAGAAAGUUGGCGCAAGAGCGACUCCUCGUGAAGUCAUGAAGGAUGAGGAAGUGCGGGAGACUCUUGAAGUGCAUAAGGUGGAGUGUGUAAAAGAACAAGAAAGGGUUAAUGAAACCCUGGAGAACUCUAAAUUGCUAGAAAAUGUUGAAUCACCAGCGGAGAAUGCUAGAAUUAAGGAGAUAGUUAUAGCACCCACAAAGAAUGAGGAAGUCCAAAAAACUCCUGAUGGAAUCAUGAGGGAUGAUGAGGUUGGGGAAACUGUUGAAGCACAUAUAAAGCAUUCAAAGUCGGAAGAACUUGGUAAUGAACCCAACGACAAUUCGAAAGUUAAAGAGACUCUCGAUUUACGUAUGAAGAGAGAUAAAAUUAAAGAGAUGGUUACCGAACCUACUGAGGAAGCUGCAGGUGCGUGUGUAGAGUGGUCUGAAGUGCAAAAGCGUUUAAGAUCAAACAGAAGGAAAAGGAAGAGGUUCCAUGUACAGUCAACUUUUUGACUUCAAAAUCUGGUUCUCUUCUUUGUUUUUUCUUAUGUACCAACACGUGUUAAUAAGGUCGUACAAUCAGAAGCAAUCAUCUUAAAAUGUUGUAACUAAAUCUUAUUAACUCCUAAGAACCACCAAAUCUUAUCUUUAUUGGGGACCAAAUUUUUUUUAAGCCUAGUUUGGGAUUGCCAA